AUGGCCAGCAGCAGCGUGCGCAUGAACAGCUUUCCCGGCUACCGCUUCCCCAACAAGCCCAUUGACGCGCAGACGCGCUACGACCACGAGUCGGCCAUGAUGAAGUACGAGCUCCUCCACGGCGGCCGGUACGACCCGAACGCGUACGACUAUAGCAACCCGCAGCAGGCGCCGACGCCGACACAGACGCACCACGCGCCGGGCCCGUACAGCGAGUACAAUCCACCGACGACGACGACGGACCCGCGCCUCUUUUACAACGAGUACCCGCAGUCGUACGCGGCCAACCCGACGGGCAACUACAGCUACGGCCACGACAACCUCGCGCCGAUGCCGUUGCCGUCGUACGAAGGGCAGCGCUACAAGCACUUGGACGCCGACUUUCUCGACGAAGCGAUCCAGUGCAUUCCGCAGCUCGACGCGCUGGAAGGCAUGCACCACCCGUACGGGCGACCGACAACGACGCUCAACACCAACGCCAACGCCGGCAUGUACAGCAGUCGCCACGGGUCGGCGUCGUACUCGCCGUCGUCGAACGCACCGUCGUCGACGGGGUCGACGCACGACAUCGGAGGGUACCGCCCGGCGCGCAAGCCGACGUCGGCGUCCGAGAAGGCCAACCCGCGCCUCUGCCGCGUGCCCGGCUGCAACAAGGGCAUUCGGUCGCGCGGCCUCUGCAAGGGCCAUGAUUCCGACCAGGGCGGCGGUCACUGCAUCGCCCAUGGCGGCGGCCGCCGCUGCUCCGAGCCCGGCUGCACGCGGUCGGCGCAGGCGCGCGGCCGCUGCAAGUGCCACGGCGGCGGCCGCCCGUGCAAGUACGAGGGCUGUGGAAAAAACAGCCAGCGCUCCGGCUACUGCAUGACGCACGCCAAGCUCGUCGAACAAUCCAUGCGCGCCAAUGACGACGCCACGAGCAUGAGCUUAUAAGUCCCGUCGUCGUCGUCGUCGUCCUUUUUAU
Messenger RNA from Saprolegnia parasitica CBS 223.65, 958 nucleotides. RefSeq lists its product as hypothetical. Bases 1 to 927 code for a protein of 308 amino acids. The transcript is spliced from 2 exons. The record is from RefSeq and is a predicted model, not a curated record. NCBI's taxonomy places the organism in Eukaryota, Oomycota, Saprolegniomycetes, Saprolegniales, Saprolegniaceae.